AAAACGAUAUAAAUCAUCCUUUUUAAAAAGCUUAAAUAUGUAAAAAAAGAUGCACGCACACAUAUAAGCUAGAGACACACUCGAGAGAAAGAAGAAGAGUCACCGUGAUCACCACCAUCACCGACACCGUCCGAUCAAAAUCAAACCAUGUCAACGGCUCUGAUCAACUCUCUCACAUACUACCUCUCAGAGCAUCCAUACAUCGUCGGGUUCCGUUGGAGCAACAGCCAAUCAUGGGGCUCCACGUGGUCUUUCCUCUUCACCUCAAUAUCUCUCUACAUCGCCGUCUCCUCCACCCUCCACAUCAUCCUCUCCGCCGUACUCCGCCGUAACCGGUCCGUUCCUUUAGGCCACAUCCCCGAACUCCACAGCCUUCUCAUGUCACUUCUCUCCGCCACCAUUUUCGCCGGAAUUCUCCUCUCAGCCGCCGCGGAGAUCCGUGAUACACGGUGGUUCUGGCGGCGGAGCAAAACCGCCACUCCUCUCCAGUGGCUUCUCUGCUUCCCUCUCGGGACUCGUCCCUCCGGUCGUGUCUUCUUUUGGUCAUACGCGUUUUACCUCACACGUUUCCUCCACAUGUUUCGUACGAUCUUCGCCGUUUUGCGUCGCCGGAGACUCGCCGUGUCACAGCUCUUCUGCAACUCCGCCAUGGCCUUCACGUCGUUCCUCUGGCUCGAAUUCUCGCAGUCGUACCAGAUUCUAGCGAUUUUAUCGACGACGCUGGUUUACUCGGUGGUUUACGGGUACAGAUUCUGGACCGGGUUUGGUUUACCCGGUUUGGCUUUCCCUUCGUUUGUGGUGAAUUGUCAGUUGGUUCUCGUGGGNUGCAAUCUCGUGUCUCACGCUGGGGUUCUUACGAUGCACCUCUUUAAAGGUGGAUGCAAUGGGAUCGGCGCGUGGGGUUUAAACUCGGUUCUCAACGGUGCGAUUUUGUUGCUUUUCCUCAACUUUUAUUUGAGAAUGCAUUCUCCUAUGCGACGCCGUAUCAACAACACUUCGCCGGAGAUUGAAUUACCAGCCAACGUAACGGAGAAGAAUCUCAUCAUGGGUUGAUGAUCCUUUAGAUACUCAACAAAGCAAACCAAAUCCAAUUUUUUUCUUUUACUUGGAAAAUUGAUAACUUGAUCUAAUUAUCUCCGUCUCCUUAAUCUAGUUUUGUGUAUUAUUAAUUUACUCUAGUAUGGUGUACACCUAGUAGUAAAUUAAUUGAUUAUAGACCACUUUUUUAA
Messenger RNA from Camelina sativa (false flax), 1229 nucleotides. Lineage: Eukaryota; Viridiplantae; Streptophyta; Magnoliopsida; Brassicales; Brassicaceae. The record is from RefSeq and is a predicted model, not a curated record.